GUGUGCAAGCAUCAUGGCGCAUUUAGGUUCUACACUAACGGCAACUUAUGCCCACCCCAAACCGGUACCAACCAACUUUCUACCAGCCAUCAGUUCCAUGGCGUCAAGCUACAAGGACCGCUUCCCCCAUUACAAUUUGAUCCACAGCCCGAGCCUUCCUUGGAGACCAAGUACAUACUACAGGGUAGCUUCCAACUCACCGACCUUGGCUCCAUACUGUACGAGAUCUCAGAGGGUGGCCGAGAGCACGAUGCUGCCCUUCGUCUCCAAUAGGACUACGCUGUUCACGAGGUACACUCCUGAUGACUGGUACAGGUCCAAUCUCACCAACUUUCAAGAGUCGAGCAUGUCUCGACAUAAUUCGGAGAGACUGAGGGUGGAUACCUCUCGUUUGAUUCAAGACAAGUAUCAGCAAAUCAGGAAGACCCAGGCGGACUCCACCCAAAAUCUGGGAGAACGUGUCAACGACAUUGGAUUUUGGAAAUCCGAGAUCACUCAUGAGAUGGAUGAGAUGAUUGGAGAGACAAACGCACUGACUGAUGUUAAGAAAAGAUUGGAGAGAGCCCUGACGGAGACAGAAGCUCCUCUUCAGGUGGCCCGGGAAUGUCUGUUUCACCGAGAGAAGAGAAUGGGGAUCGAUCUAGUUCAUGACGAAGUGGAAACCCAGCUUCUGACGGAAGUUGAUGUUAUUCUGUGUUGUCAAGAAAGAAUGAAGCUACAUUUGGAUAAGGCUAUUGCCCAACUUGCCUCGGACAGAGCUGCCCAGCAUGAGCUGGAGAAGGACCUAAGCGACAAACAAGCAGCUCAACGCAUCGAUGACAAAUGCCACCAUCUGCGCAACACCUCUGAUGGUGUCAGCUACUUCCGGGGCGUGGAGAGAGUGGACGCCACGAUCUCCGUGCCUGAAACUUGGGCCAAAUUUACAGAUGACAACAUUCUACGCUCUCAGAGUGAGCGUACGGCCUCUGCCAAGCUCAGGGAUGACAUUGAAAACCUCCUGGUGGUGACUGCCAAUGAGAUGUGGAAUCAGUUCAACCGGGUGAACUUGGCUUUCACUAAUCGCAUCGCCGAGACUGCUGAUGCUAAGAAUAAGAUCCAGAUUCACUUAGCAAAGACGCUGCAAGAGAUUUUCCAGACCGAAAUGACCAUUGAGUCCAUCAAGAAGGCCAUCAGGGACAAGUCAGCCUUCCUGAAGGUGGCCCAGACAAGACUGGAUGAGCGCACACGGAGACCCAACAUAGAACUCUGCCGAGACAUGGCACAGUUACGCCUUGUGAAUGAAGUCUACGAGGUGGAUGACACCAUCCAGACCCUGCAGCAGCGCCUGAGGGAGGCGGAGGACACCCUGCAGUCGCUGGUCCACACCAAGGCCACCCUGGAGCACGACCUGGCCGUCAAGGCCAAUUCCCUGUACAUCGACCAGGAGAAGUGCAUGAGCAUGCGCAAGAGCUUCCCCAACACGCUGCGGCUGGUGGGGUUCUGUUAGAGACGCCCCCUCUCAUCACUCCCUGUUUCUGUUAGAGGACCCCCCCCCCGUUAACCCCGGGAGCAUGGCUCCCCAGUAAAGACAGAUUCACACCCCUGUCUCGGGGCCCAUAAUGAGUGUUAAUGUAUUCAUGUAUUAAAGGAUUGAUGGCCG
Messenger RNA from Ochotona curzoniae (black-lipped pika), 1639 nucleotides. RefSeq names its product tektin 3 (gene TEKT3). NCBI's taxonomy places the organism in Eukaryota, Metazoa, Chordata, Mammalia, Lagomorpha, Ochotonidae. Gene Ontology annotation, biological process: cilium assembly; cilium movement involved in cell motility. Gene Ontology annotation, cellular component: nucleus; microtubule cytoskeleton; sperm flagellum. The coding region runs from base 14 to 1486 and encodes 490 amino acids. The record is from RefSeq and is a predicted model, not a curated record. The transcript has 7 exons.